Bufo bufo (common toad) is the source of this 597-nucleotide messenger RNA. RefSeq names its product ADP ribosylation factor like GTPase 14 (gene ARL14). Gene Ontology annotation, cellular component: cytoplasm. Gene Ontology annotation, biological process: vesicle-mediated transport; intracellular protein transport. Gene Ontology annotation, molecular function: GTPase activity; GTP binding. The coding region runs from base 1 to 597 and encodes 198 amino acids. The record is from RefSeq and is a predicted model, not a curated record. The transcript has a single exon. Lineage: Eukaryota; Metazoa; Chordata; Amphibia; Anura; Bufonidae.
AUGGGCUUAUCAAGUUCUUUUCACUCCAAGGUGAAACAAGCCAGGAUUCUGCUCCUUGGCUUGGACGCAGCAGGGAAAUCUACUAUUCUGUAUAAGUUUAAAUUUAAGGGGUCCUUUUCAACCAUUCCAACAGUAGGAUUUAAUGUGGAGAUGAUGCAAACUGAGAAGCACCUGCAAUUAACCAUAUGGGACGUUGGAGGACAGGAGAAGCUGAGAUCCUUCUGGGGCUACUACUUUGAAAACACAGACGGCUUGGUCUAUGUGGUGGACAGCACCAACAAACAAACUAUGGAUGAAUCAAAGAAACAGUUCCAGCUCAUCCUCCAGAAUGAGUUAAUAAAAAAUGUUCCAGUGGUCGUACUGGCAAACAAGCAAGACCUGCCUGGAGCUCUUAAUGCAGAUGAAAUUACGCGAAAAUUUAACAUGAAGAAGUACUGCUGUGACCGAGACUGGUUUGUCCAACCAUGUUGUGCCAUUACCGGGCAGGGACUAACUGAAGGUUUCAACAAAGUGACUGAAUUUGUGAAGAGAUCUAAAGAAGAAGCUGUAAGAUUCACCAAGCAGAAUGUAACACUUAAAACUUCUCGGAAAGUAUGA